Chaetomium strumarium is the source of this 918-nucleotide messenger RNA. RefSeq lists its product as uncharacterized. The transcript has 2 exons. The record is from RefSeq and is a predicted model, not a curated record. The coding region runs from base 239 to 808 and encodes 189 amino acids. Lineage: Eukaryota; Fungi; Ascomycota; Sordariomycetes; Sordariales; Chaetomiaceae.
AGAACCUUGGCAUACGUCGAAGGAUGCUUCUGAAUAGGGAUCCAAGAUGAUUUGGACGACCAUGCAAUCGAAACGCCGGAGCCUCUGAGACUCCCACGAUAGCUAUAUAAUCAAAGGCGCUCAUCCGGGUUGACGUUUCGAGUGUCGCUCGGCUUUCUCUCCCAUCAAGCUACGCUCUUCUACAGACAUCCAGCUCGCUACCAGUGCUUCUCUCCCUCACACACAAAGACCCUCCAAGAUGAAGCUCUCUUUCCUGUCCCUGCUCUCUCUCCUUUCCUCCGCCGCCACGACCCUCGCGGCUCCGACUGACACCGCAACCGGAGUCACGGCCGACAAUGCCAACGACGGUCCGCCAUCUUGGAGAAGGGACAUUGAGGCUGCAAGCGGAGUAACCGCCGACAACGCCAAUGACGGCCCGCCAUCCUGGAGACGGGACAUCGAUGCCAGAAGCCUGCAUGACCCUGCCUCUAACCCAACCCGACGCCAAAACGGCAACCCCAACACGGAAGCGACGCUCCAAGCGUGGCGCUUCGACCCCAACUGCGCCCCUGGCCCGGGCUUCAACUUCCUGUGGUUCCCCGUCUCGUGGACGUCGGCCAACGCGCCCAACGGCGCCUGCCACGAGUUCUGGGAGGGCGGGCAGCGCCGCGACAUCCUGUCGGUCAUGGCCACGGGCGGCUGGCGCGGCACCUGCCGCCUGCGCAUGUACCAGAACCCCGGGUGCACGGGUUCGUUUGCUCUGCAGACGCCGGGGGUCUGUGGGAAUCGGGGUGGUGCGCCGAUUGCGAGUUUUAAUGUUGUUUGCUGAGGACCUGAUGGUUGUGUCCUGAGGAAGGGGGGGGCCGGGUUGGUGAGGGGGGUCAGUUUAGGGUAUGAAGUUGGCUAGUUAUCUCCUGUGGCUUGCGGGCGGAGGAAUGU